Molecule: messenger RNA, 1215 nt
Organism: Emiliania huxleyi CCMP1516
Lineage: Eukaryota; Haptophyta; Isochrysidales; Noelaerhabdaceae
Exons: 1
Coding region: 1-1215 (404 amino acids)
Source: RefSeq, a predicted model, not a curated record
AUGGACGUGGACGGGGUAGGGGAGGCAAGCUCGCAGGACACCCUGUCUGGGCAGCCCGACUCGCAAGGCAGCUUCUCGAGUAUGGACCUGGACGAGGAGGGCGAGGCGGAGAGCGGCCCUGCGCCUGACGAGGCGGGCGAGACGAAGGAGGGCGACGGACAAAGUCGCGGCACAGGGGGUCCGGAAAGCGGCGGCGUCGACUACAAGGGGAUCGAGCAGGUCUCGGGGCGCCACUUCCAGCACGUCGCCAACAACGCCCUGCAGCAAGACAUGUUCGACGCCAUCGUCAACGACCCGAAGGUACACCUGGCGACGCGAGCGCACUUCCGCUCGACGAAGCAACUCGGGGCAGGCGCGGUGCUCGGCAUCGACGUCGUCCACAAGGACGUCGAGCUGAACGACAAGGCGUGGCUCCACGAGGCGCAGGGCUACCUCAACCACCCCAAGGGCGCCAUCACCCUCGCCACGCGCUGCGUCGGCGUGGGCCCUAACUCGGUGUGCAUCUACCACCGCACGAGGCUCCCGGGGUGCGUCCCGUGCGACAUCGGCGAGGCGCGAGUGCCGCGCACGCUGUCGCUAUUCGAGCACCUCAGCGGCACGCACUGGGACGGAUGCAACUACGGCGGCUGGUUGGCCACGGGGCACGCAUCCCUCAACACUCACGUCACGAACGUCGCACGCGCCUUCGGCGCCUCGGCAAAGGUCAUGGAGGUGAGGCUCGGCUGCAGGGACCCGACGCGGGCGCACGAUCCGGACACCAACCCGUACCAGCGGGGCGACGGCGUCUUCGGCAACUAUGCAGAGUCGGCACGCGCCGUGGUGUACGACGGCACGUGCGUCACCGCGGUGCACCAUGACAGGCUGCGCCCGCUGGCGAGCGGCAAGCGCCUAGCCACCGAAUACGCCGAGGAGACGAAGCGGAAGGCCAAGGCAGCGGCGUGCGACGCCAAAAACUGCGACUUUAUGACGUGGGCGGCGAGCACGCGCGGCGGCAUCGGGCACGAGGCGGCGACGUGGUUCAACACCAACUUCGACAUCAAGGCCGCUAAGGCGUCCUCCGACAGCGAACGAUGGCGGGUCAGUAGCGAGCGCAAGCGCUUCCUGCAAGUGCACUCGACCAUCGUCGCGAGGCGCAACGCCGCCAUCUUCGACUACAACGCGUGGCCGAAGAUGGGCGGCGAGAUGCCGCGGGCGCCUCGAGAGCAGUACGAGUAG